AGCGUUUCAUUGGUUCAUUAGAACGAUCUGGAUUGUGAUUGGACGUCUCUUAGGACGAAAUUCUACCACGCCUCCAGCUGUUAGCUAUGUGUUUGCAGAUCAGCUGAUGAGACGCGACCGACCUGGAUGUGUUUUGGCGUGACAUCCUGGUCAUUAUCGUUAUUUGGAUUGAUUGCCUUCCCUACUCCUCAAAUAUUUGGCGAGAGACACUUUUAGUGCCAGCGUUCUCUUCUCUGAAAUAUUAGUGAUGUAGGCAAGGAAAGUGUUCGAGCAUGAACAGCGGCUUUAUCAGACGCCAGAUGAGACGAAUAAUGGCAGUUUCCACAUGCGUUUUUGUCGUUUUAAUUUUCUACAUUCAAUGGACAAACAGCCAAGUUGCUGUAGAUGUUCACGACGAUCUUGAUGAUGCUCUGGGAGAGGUGAAAGUUAACCUGAAACAGAGUCGACAUGGGCCGCAGUACAUGAUGGCCUUAGAGGCUCCUCAUAAUGAUCUUUCUGAAACGAGGAAAAAUGAAGUACUUGAUGGGCAUGAAGCCGACAAAAACGACCUGGAAGAGGCCAAACUAAAAAUCAACGAGCUACAGACCAAACUGAUGGAGUUAGAGAAAAGACUUCCCAAACAAUUUCCAGUUGUCGACUUUCGCCCCUUUGAUAGGAAAAGAAUAUUAGUUACUGGAGGUGCUGGAUUUGUCGGAUCGCACUUAGUCGACAGACUCAUGCUUGCUGGCCAUGAAGUGACAGUCGCAGACAAUUUUUUCACUGGCCGCAAACGAAACAUUGAGCACUGGCUUGGUCAUGAGAAUUUUGAACUGAUCCAUCAUGACAUAGUUCGACCACUGUACAUCGAGGUGGACCAAAUUUAUCACCUUGCUAGCCCAGCUUCCCCACCCCAUUACAUGUUUAACCCUGUGAAGACCAUAAAGACCAAUACCUUAGGCACCAUCAAUGUCCUAGGCCUAGCUAAAAGAGUUGGUGCAAGAGUUCUCAUUGCCAGCACUUCGGAAGUGUAUGGCGACCCUGAGGAACACCCUCAGUCAGAGACCUACUGGGGACACGUCAACCCUAUAGGCCCCAGAGCUUGCUAUGACGAGGGGAAAAGAGUGGCGGAAACCCUGAGUUAUGCGUAUAUGGGACAAGAAAAUGUCAGCGUUCGAGUUGCUCGUAUUUUCAACACUUACGGGCCAAGGAUGCAUAUGAAUGACGGCAGGGUUGUGUCCAACUUCAUUCUUCAGGCACUUAAAAACGAAACAAUUACAGUUUAUGGACCUGGAACGCAGACAAGGUCGUUCCAAUAUGUGUCUGAUCUUGUUGAUGGAUUAAUCAGCCUGAUGGAAUCAAAUAUGACCAAACCAGUUAAUUUAGGGAAUCCGAUUGAAAGGACUAUCAAAGAUUUUGCUGUGAUUAUCAAGAACCUCGUUGGCGGUAGUAGUGAGAUAAAAUUAGUGGCUGCUGUUGAAGAUGACCCUCAAAGGCGCAGGCCUGACAUUUCAAGAGCCAAACGAUACUUAAACUGGGAACCAAAGGUUCCCCUGGAAGUAGGACUAAAGAGAACUGUUGAGUAUUUCAAGAAUGAGUUAAAGAGAUCGAGGCAUAGUGAGCGCAAUGUUUUUCAGCCUGACAAUGGUGUGCCAAACUCCUAGUGUUGUGUUACAUUGUUUGUGAACAGAACGCACAGAUGCUUUUUUACUACCUUCAUCCUCUUAUUGGAGUUAACAUGUGUUGCGAGGAAGACUGUGAAAUCUUAACAUUUACCUUAUUUACCCUUGGAAUCUUUUAUUAACAAUGAUGUAGCCAUUUGCUCUGCUGUAGUCCUUCUCUUUUUAAUGCAGGAUUGGCCAAUGAGAUUGGCCAUAGCGUCGAUUCUUUAGCAUCACAAAUAAAAAUACUCUAUAGUUCUUUAAAGCUCUGAUCAGCUUUCUGUUAUUAUUUUUUGAAUUUUAUUUAAGACGAUCAAGUAAUAAUUUUAGGCCAGGACUGUUUUACCGAAUUUUGUACUCUGUAAUGACAAAUAAAAUCACAGGAUUUUGGUAUUGAAGAAAAGACAAAUAUUUAUUCAUUAUAUACAUAAAAUUCUUAUCUCGCGAAAUAUUGAAGAAAAAAUACAUCACAAGUAUAUCAGUCUUAAUUAAUUAAACUCAUUCUCCUCUGUUAUCACACAAUAAAUUACACUAUUUUCAAAAAAUGUUUGAUAAAAAAACAAAGACUUAUUCUAAAACACACACUUAAAGUGACAAAUUUUCUUUUACAAGGUUCGUUAAUUGUUACAUCCCUUAUAGAUUGAAUUUGCCUUAUAAGGCGUUAGUAAUUAUGCUUUUUAUAAAAGGACAAUAAAUGUCACACUCUAAAACCA
Cloeon dipterum is the source of this 2350-nucleotide messenger RNA. It is a transcript of the gene Uxs, whose product is annotated as UDP-xylose synthase. Gene Ontology annotation, biological process: D-xylose metabolic process. The record is from RefSeq and is a predicted model, not a curated record. Gene Ontology annotation, molecular function: NAD+ binding; UDP-glucuronate decarboxylase activity. Lineage: Eukaryota; Metazoa; Arthropoda; Insecta; Ephemeroptera; Baetidae. Gene Ontology annotation, cellular component: cytoplasm. The transcript is spliced from 9 exons. Bases 273 to 1640 code for a protein of 455 amino acids.